CGGUCUUUAUGCAACAUCGUGUUCAGUACACUGUGUACCACAUGGGUGUGUAGAGAUUUAACACAGUCAUCGUGCAGAGUCAGAGUCCUAAACCCGACCUGUGUGGCACACAGUUGUCAUGAAUGUGUCCCGCAUGGAGAGCAGUGCAUUCUGCGGUGCGGGAACAGAAUGUCCCCGCUGACCCUGUCCACUGUGUGGGUCCUGUGUGAGACACACGCCCCCUGCAGCACCGUCCUGCAGACCAGCACUGACACAGACAACUUCGCGACACCACCGUGCUCCUUGUCAGCAGCCAGUCUUCUUGGCUCCUCCAUGGCUCGGGCGGUCCAGUGAAGUGCAGCCGGGAGAAGAAGCGCACCUCAUGGCUCUCCUCUCCGUGAGCGCCGGGCCCUUCCGGAGCCGAGUGCGGUCGGUCCGGACGUGGAGCCGAGACUUGUUCACGAUCCCGGCUACUUUCCACUGCAGCGGCGCCCUGGAGGCGACGUCACUAAUCCAAAGGAAACAUGCAGGGCAUUAUCAACACAGAGUCUCGCUCACUCGGUUACUCAGCUCCAACAAACCACCAAGAGGUUUUGAAAAGUUUUUCCCAAAGAGGGAAGCGAGCGCUGGCGUCAACAAAUCAGUGGAAGAUGAAAGUCCCAAAGAGCAGGAGUUUCCUGGAGGCGACUCAAACAACGAUGAUGGCGAAAGACGAAGAGGAGGAAAAAAGAAAGAAUCACAUUGGUGGACGAGAUUUCAGGAUGAGUUCCCCUUGGAUAGAAAAGUGGUGCAGAACGUUGCCAUCGGUGCAGCAGGCAUGGCCUCAGCUUUACUCUACUUUUACUUCAGAGAGACGGGCGUCCAGAUCUUGUGGCAGGACUUUGUGCAUCACUACUUGAGCACAGGCUUGGUGGAUCAUCUGGAGGUUGUCAACAAACAGUACGUCAAAGUUUAUCCUGCAGGCGGAGUCAACACAUCGGAAGUGAGCUAUCUGUGGUUCAACAUUGGCAGUGUUGACUCGUUUGAACAUAACUUGAAGAUGGCAGAGCAGGAAAUAGGCCUGAACCCCCCCCACAAAGUGCCUGUGUUCUACAGCACUGAAAGCGAUGGGACACUUCUUGCCGGCGUUCUCCCAUCUAUAAUUUUGGUUGGAUUUUUGUUUUUUGCCAUGCGGCAGGGACCCAUGGCAGGUGGACGUGGAGGUAGGGGAGGAGCAAACCCCUUUAGCAUGAGUGAAUCCAAAGCCAAGAUAAUCACAGACAAUAUCAGUGUGCGUUUCAAGGACGUUGCAGGCUGCGAAGAAGCCAAACUGGAGAUCUUGGAGUUCGUCAACUUCCUGAAGAACCCCAGUCAGUACCAGGGCCUCGGAGCCAAGAUCCCAAAGGGUGCAGUGCUGUCAGGGCCACCUGGAAAUGGGAAGACGCUGCUCGCUAAGGCGACUGCAGGGGAAGCCAAUGUCCCCUUCAUCACCAUCAGCGGCUCAGAGUUCCAGGAAAUGUUUGUUGGUGUGGGCGCAGCUCGGGUAAGGGACAUGUUUGCCAAGGCUCGAAAAAAUGCCCCCUGCAUCCUCUUCAUUGAUGAGAUCGAUGCUGUGGGCAGGAAGAGAGGGAACUCUGGUGACCAGAGCGAGCAUGAAAACACACUCAACCAGUUGCUUGUGGAAAUGGACGGGUUCAACAGUAGCACCAACGUGGUCGUUUUGGCUGGAACCAAUCGAGCUGAUAUCCUGGAUCCAGCUCUGAUGAGGCCUGGACGCUUUGAUCGACAUGUAUACAUUGGCCCACCAGACAUUAAAGGAAGGGCGUCCAUCUUUAAAGUGCAUUUAAAACCUCUGAAGUUGGACUCCAGUAUAGAAGCAGAGGCUCUGGCCAGAAAACUAGCUGCACUAACCCCAGGUUUUACUGGGGCUGACAUCGCUAAUGUGUGUAAUGAGGCGGCUCUGAUCGCUGCACGACACCUCAACCAGCACGUCAACACGAAGCACUUUGAACAGGCAGUUGAAAGAGUAAUUGGAGGUUCCGAGAAAAAGACUCGGCUCCUGCAGCUUCCAGAGAAAACCACUGUGGCUUAUCACGAGGCCGGACAUGCUGUGACAGGCUGGUUCCUAGAACAUGCAGACCCUCUGCUUAAGGUGUCCAUUGUCCCCAGAGGGAAGGGUGUUGGUUAUGUCCAGUAUCUGCCUCAGGAGCAGUACCUGUUCACCCAGGAGCAGCUGUUUGACAGAAUGUGCAUGAUGCUCGGCGGCCGAGUGGCUGAGCAGGUUUUCCUCCGUGGAAUCACCACCAGAGCCCACAAUGAUCUCAGGAACGUCACGCAAUCUGCCUACGCACAGGUCGUACAGUUUGGGAUGAAUGAGGCGGUGGGUCAGGUCUCCUUUGACCUCCCUCAGCAGGGCGACAUUGUUACUGAGAAACCCUUCAGUGAACCCACAGCCCAGCUCAUAGACCAGGAGGUCCGCCUGCUCAUAGAUGCGGCCUUCCAGCGAACACUGCAGCUUGUCACUGAGAAGAAAGAAAUGGUGGAGAAGGUGGCAAAAUGUCUUCUGGAAAGAGAGGUGCUCGAUAAGGCGGACAUGGUGGAGCUGCUCGGACCUCGUCCCUUUCAGGAGAAGUCGUCGUAUGAGGAGUUUGUUGAAGGGCUGGGUGAAUCUGAAGAGGACACCUCUCUUCCUGAAGGGCUGAAGAACUGGAGCGAGAACAAAGGGAAUGAAAAGCACAAUAAAUCAGCCCUUUACUUGUAGCUGCCUCAAGCCAAAUAUUCCACUGGAUUCUGGUGAAUAUAACUGAAGUAAGUACGGCACCGUCUGGUCCAGCCUGCAGCCUGUCGGGACUCUAAACAUGCAAUUUUUAAAUUGUAGUUUUUAUAUUCCAGCAGGAAUUCCAAAAAAGUUCAUAAUCAUUAUAAUCCGGGGAAUUUAAACCAGUGAGCUAUAGCUCUCGGAACAGUGGACUUUGUAGCGUACGUUUCACCAGAGGUGCCUUCUGUUCCCCUGCUCCCACAGUCCGAUGCCGUCCUAUAGUGUGAUGACACUGAUAAACAUGCUACAGAACAACUGGGAGUCAUGGACAAGAGAGUUAUUGCGCUCAAGCAGAAAAAAGAAGAAGAAUUUAAAUAUUUUCUAAACCUCUGAAUGAUCUGAUGUUGUUUUGGUGAAGCUGCUGUUCUGGUAUCUUCACAUUUUAUUCUGAAGCUCAUUCUGCUUUUCCAGCCUCACUCAGUGCACGGGCUAUGUUCUUUAGCCUGUGGUAGAGAUUUCCCCAAGUCAAUUCAUCUAUGUAAUGUGAUGUAAUGAAGAAACAAUGUUCUUCUUCUUGUCUUUCUCAGAUGCAUUUGACUGUUUCCUUCACAUCAUUGUCUCAUGAAGACAUUCUUACUGUCUGAGUUGGGACUUUGUCUCAACUUAAAUACACCAAUGCAGUGCCUGUCGAGCUGGAGCACGACCUUCGGCCUUAACUGAUGUAAUCAGUGACCUAAUCAAUAGGUUGUGUCUCAUUUCAAGAGAAACCGUAGUAACAGAUUCUCUGUCAAUUUUCUGAGGAACCACUCAUCGAAAAAAACUGGAUUGGAAGACCAGUCGUUGAGAAAAUCGACUGACAGACAGACUCAGAGAGAUUUCUAAGUUUAUAUUUAGAUUAAAAGAUUUCCACCCCAUUCACAUCCUUCUGAAAACUGUCCCCAGCCUCGUUCUCAUUAACGUAAAGGCAGCUGUUAGAAGUCAGUUUCUGCUCAGACGUUAAAAAUAUUUUCACGUGUACUUAUGAGUUGUUGGUGUCUCGUAUGAUAAGAGUCACAUUAGUGAACCAAAGGUUGAUAUGUGAACUUUGUGCUGGAAACAACUGAGCUGGGCAUGAAUCAGAUACUGUCUUAGUGUUCUCUUUUUUCACAAUUGUCAUAUCACAGUCUGGUUAGGCUACAAUCAACGAUCAAACAGGAGGCAGUGAAUAAAGUAAAGGUUAAACUGUAUUUCCUCUUCUGGCUCACAGAAUAUUGAAACCGUUCAAAUUGUUCUUCUUCAGUAAAUCAUUCUUUCAGUCAGUCGUGGGUUAUGUUUGAAUGUUUUCCUAACUGGUGAGAUAAGCAAGCUGGGCUAAGAUAAGUGUUCAUGAAGCCUUGUCAUUGUCAUUGAGAACGACCCCUCGUUGGGCAGGUCACACACUGUUAACCAAAUGUUAGUUUCCUAAUUGUUGAGCCAGUUGCUCCUCUGCUGAGUAAACAGGUUUGAUAAUAAAAUGACUGGAACUUGUUCUUUCGUAAUGUGAGAAAUGUGGGCUCGUCUUUUUAAAAGACGUCGACCAGUGUGACGCUGGAACAUUUUGUCAUCCAAACAUCAGUGGACUGAUUUUUGUAUGAUAACCUUGAAAUUGUGUGUUUUCUGCCUGUUUGACAGUGCACGGUUUAUACUUGAUCGUUUUUUACAACUAUUGUCACUUCACUUUGUCACGGUUACUCUUGAGGGACAAUGUGAUUGAAAAAAAAAAAAAUGUAU
This is a messenger RNA of Hippoglossus stenolepis (Pacific halibut), 4465 nucleotides long. Its product is annotated as AFG3-like protein 1. The transcript is spliced from 17 exons. Gene Ontology annotation, cellular component: m-AAA complex; membrane. Gene Ontology annotation, molecular function: metalloendopeptidase activity; ATP hydrolysis activity; ATP binding. The coding region runs from base 362 to 2719 and encodes 785 amino acids. Lineage: Eukaryota; Metazoa; Chordata; Actinopteri; Pleuronectiformes; Pleuronectidae. The record is from RefSeq and is a predicted model, not a curated record. Gene Ontology annotation, biological process: mitochondrial protein processing; protein-containing complex assembly.